Messenger RNA from Mytilus trossulus (common blue mussel), 2317 nucleotides. Its product is annotated as toll-like receptor 13. The coding region runs from base 10 to 2148 and encodes 712 amino acids. Lineage: Eukaryota; Metazoa; Mollusca; Bivalvia; Mytilida; Mytilidae. Gene Ontology annotation, molecular function: protein binding; transmembrane signaling receptor activity. Gene Ontology annotation, cellular component: plasma membrane. The record is from RefSeq and is a predicted model, not a curated record. Gene Ontology annotation, biological process: toll-like receptor signaling pathway; immune response. The transcript has a single exon.
AGUGUAAAAAUGUCGCAUUUAAAAUUAAAUUGUGUUUGCAUUUUACUUUGCUUUGUCGUUGGAUGUACUCACUUUUGCUGUGCGAAUGAAGAUUCAUGGGGAAAAGAUAAAGAGUGCAAGUGUAAAAAUGUAGAAGCAACCUGCUCUGGUUUUAAUUAUAUCCCGAAGCUGCCAUCAAACAUUACAAAAUUAAUAUUGAAAAAUAACAUUCUUACGGUGAUCAAUCAGAGCAGUUUUAUGAAUAUUUCCUCAGUCAACAUCAAAAAAUUAUGGUUUGAGAAUAAUUCAAUUGAGAUAAUUCAAGAUAAUGCGUUUUAUGAUUUUGAAUAUAUUGCCGAGCUUAGAAUAACAAAUGAGAAGUUAUUAAACAUUACAUCGCUGAAAUCUUCGUUUCAAAGUUUGACUAUUGGAACUAUUCGAAGUUUACAUUUAGAGAAAAACGAUUGGAAUGUACUUCCAGAUGACAUGUUUUAUCAUUUGUCAGGAUCUAAGAUCGAACUGUCGCUUAGAAAAAAUUUAUUACACAAACUAAAUUCAAGCGUAUUUCUACCAAUAGCAAACCUAAUGGAAUUGCAGGUUGAAGAAAACGAAAUUGUGAAUGUCGAUUUAAACGGCCUAAGGACAACUAGGUUUCUAGAUUUAUCAAACAAUAAUAUUUAUAAAAUACCUAUUUUUUGUAAUGACAGCGAUGAAACGUUUGUUCCGCAAUUGAAACAAUUGUCACUUGCAUACAAUGCUAUAAGGAAAAUUUCCAAAGAAUCUUUCAAAUGCCUUGAUACUUUAGAGUCACUAAAUUUGGAUGGGAAUCGUUUUCGAAGGUUGGAUAAUAAUAUCCUCGCCUCACUUCAUAACUUGGCGAAACUUAUCAUAGGGGAUAAUCAGCAGUUGAAAGACAUUGCUCCGUUCGCAUUUAACAGUUCGUCUUUACAGAAGCUACAUUUGUAUCGGAAUCAUUUUCGAUUUAGUAAGAAAAAAUUAAAGGACAAAAAAUUCAAUCCGCAAACAAUUUUUCAAACCAUACCUAAUUUAACAGAACUGGAUUUGUCGCACAACCAUUUAAAUGACUUUUCAAUAUUAUGGGAACUAUUUGCGUCUACACGGAAUAUCCAAAAGCUUACUUUAGUUUCGUCAGAUAUAACGACAAUUCCAGAUGAGUUGUUCCGAAAUAUGCCUCACAUCAAAUCGGUGAAUUUAGAAGGAAAUGAAAUAGAACGGUGGAACGAAUCACUCUUCGAUAAUUUGCCGUCCAUGCGUGAAUUGUAUCUUGAUGGAAACAAUAUUCAUAUUAUUAACGAAACGUCGUUUCCAUCAAACUUAUUUAAAUCACUAGAGGUACUAGAAUUAUCCGGUAAUCAAUAUCGAUGUACGUGUGAAAUAAAAUGGUUUUUGGAUACAAUUCGAUCAACGAAUCUUUCAACAAAAAUGCAGAGAAAUUGGCCGAGUCGUUAUACUUGCUACUAUCCUGAACAUCUCCGAUUAACGCUUCUUGCAAAUUACUUUCCAUCAAUUGCAGACUGUAAUUCGUUAAAUAUUGUCUAUCUGAUAAUAAUAACUGCAUGUUCGUCUGUUUUGAUAUUGCUUUUCUUUGUUAUAAUAACGUUCCAAUGUCAGAUAAAUUUUAAGAAUGCACUGUACUUAUUUCGGUUAAAGCAACGUAUGAAACGUGGGUACUUUAGUCUUGAAUCGUCAGAUGAUUACGAGUUUGACGCGUUCGUUGUUUAUUGCGACGUCGAUCGCCUAUGGGUCCAUGGCGUCCUGCUUAAACAUCUAGAAGAUUGUAACCUUAAUAUUUGUUUACAUGAUAGGGAUUUUGAUGUCGGAGAGCCAAUCCUUAACAGUGUUGGAAAAUACAUGGCGAAAAGUUGGAAGAUCAUCGUUGUUUUGUCUAACAACUUUGCUAAAAGCGAAUGGUGUCAAUGGGAAAUUGCCCUUGUACAAGAGCGGAGGCGCCGACAGGGAAAAGAGGUUUUGGUAUUAGUUAUGUACCAACAGAUUGAUUCGAAACACAUGAUUACUCCACUAAAGGCUUUACUCGACACAACGCCAUAUUUAUCAUAUAAGGAAGGGUUUGGAGAGUCUUUGUUCUGGACUGCCGUUGUUAAAGACAUUAAUAAACCUUUGGAUAUUCCACCAACUUCUAUUUUCUGAAUAAUAGAAUCGAUGUUAUAUGUUAAUGUUUCUUUCUAUCAUUGCAACCCAGCAAUGCUGCAUUUUUGCACAUACAAAGCAAAUUAAUGUACUCAAACAGUCUUCACGAUAAACUUUUAAAUCUACAGGCCCAGAGCUCAAUUGUGGGACAAAAGUUAGAUUCUGUUGA